Phytophthora nicotianae INRA-310 is the source of this 1069-nucleotide messenger RNA. RefSeq lists its product as hypothetical. The transcript has a single exon. The record is from RefSeq and is a predicted model, not a curated record. NCBI's taxonomy places the organism in Eukaryota, Oomycota, Peronosporomycetes, Peronosporales, Peronosporaceae. Bases 282 to 974 code for a protein of 230 amino acids.
GGUGGCUUGACCACGUUCGGUUGGUACUGGAUGGUGCUCUAAAGAUCGCGCGAGUGUUGGAACUCGAAGGAGCAUCUGCACUUGUCCAUUGCAGUGAUGGCUGGGAUCGAACUGCUCAACUCUGUGCUCUAGCGCAAUUGAUUAUCGACCCGUACUACCGCACCAUCCGUGGUUUUGCUACACUCGUGGAGAAAGAUUGGUUAGCAUUUGGACACAAGUACGCUGAAAGGUGCGGCAGUGACCGAAACCGAGACCCGCAACGCAACAAAUCUUCGCCAAUUAUGUUCCAGUUCAUCGACGCUGUCUGGCAGAUGCAACGUCAAUAUCCCCGGUCGUUCGAGUUCAAUGAACGCUUUUUAUUGCACUUGGCGAACGCGUUGACUUCGGGACUAUACGGGACAUUCAUGUACGACUCGCGACUGCAGCGAGAUGUGAACGAGGUCAAGUAUAACUCGGUCUCUGUGUGGACACCCGUGCUCAUGAAGCCUGAGCUGUACUCAAACAGCAAUUACGAGAUGCACGAUGGCCCUAUCUGGCCUUGGGUGAGCUGCAAGAUGAUGCGUCUGUGGGAAAACUACUUUUUCCAGUGGCAUCCCAAGUUCUACAAGUGCCAGUGGGCAUGUAGUUUGGUUUAUCACGGCCUUUCCAGCUCUCGCGGCAGUACCAGCAAUGGCGACAAGGAUCGAGAGAAUGCUCAACAACAAACCCCGCAUCGUGAUGCAUCCCACGUUAAAGAUCCACCAGCGCUAGACCUGUUGGCGACACCAAUCACGUCUAGUAUCGCCGAAGAAAAUGGCGAUCUUGAUGUGCCGAUCAUUAGUCUGUCGUCGGAAGACGAGGACAGCUCGAAAAGGGUGCGAACUGCUAGUGGAACGUACACUCAAAAAGCACCAAAGCGGAACAUUUUUGGCCUAACCAGAGGAAGUCGUCAACGUGCACAAAGCGAAGAGAAUGGAAGCCAAGAAGUAUGCUAGAAAACGAGGAUAUCACAUUACCAACGUAGGAAUUGGAGACAAGUGGGAUAACCGUAAGUGUGCAGUUGACUCUGUACCAUGAUAUAAGUAAAACC